Messenger RNA from Clupea harengus (Atlantic herring), 3297 nucleotides. RefSeq names its product peptidase inhibitor 15a (gene pi15a). Gene Ontology annotation, cellular component: extracellular region. The record is from RefSeq and is a predicted model, not a curated record. NCBI's taxonomy places the organism in Eukaryota, Metazoa, Chordata, Actinopteri, Clupeiformes, Clupeidae.
CGGGAUUAUUCGUUUUAUCAUAUGUUUUGAUUUGUGUUCACCCUUUGCCAGCAGCGCAAACGAAAACCAGAUGUUUUGAUUAGGUCGGGCGCGCUGGGCCAAGAAGAGGAAUAAAAGAAACAAAACAUCGCUUUUCCAAAUGAUGUUUCGUUUCAGGUGACGGAGGAGGGAUUCAGCACACCUUCAAAGACACAGCACUUCCUGCACCGGUACCUCUGUGGUAUAUAAAGCGGCGACGCCGUCGACAAGCUGAGUUCUUCCCAGUUUUCUUGGAGUAACAUUAGACGUCUGGAGACCAUCGUUCCGUUAUUCCAAAGAACAUCUCCGAGUUCGGAGAUAUCACUUUGUAAAUCUACUGCAGCUCAGUAUCGUGACCGACCAUAACAGAAGACCCAUCCCAACGGAAUAUAAAGAAGCUGAUAUCUUCAGGAACCAAUCAUGAAUGAAAACUGCUUUGCCAUCGAUAUUCUACUGUUGUGCAUAUCUUGCGGAGCAAGUGCGUUGGCAGCCUAUAAGCCCUCUACGUCCUCAACGUUGCCAGUCAUCAAUUUCACCGAUAUUGGCUCAGAUCUGGAAUAUCGGGCUGAGACUGCGAGCCUGCCGAAAACCAGACGGAAGCGCUACAUCUCCCAAAACGACAUGAUUGAAAUUCUCGAUUACCACAACAAAGUUCGAGGGAAAGCGUUCCCCCCGGCUUCCAACAUGGAGUAUAUGGUCUGGGAUGAAACACUGGCCAAAACCGCUGAGGACUGGGCUGCUACUUGUUUGUGGGAACACGGACCCCGGAGUCUGCUCAGAUUUCUGGGUCAGAACCUCUCCGUCCGGACUGGUCGUUAUAGGUCCAUUCUUCAGCUGGUGAAGCCUUGGUAUGAUGAGGUCAAAGACUACUCCUUUCCGUACCCACGUGACUGCAACCCCAGAUGCCCACUUAAGUGCUAUGGACCCAUGUGCACACACUACACACAAAUGGUGUGGGCAACAUCAAACAAAGUGGGCUGUGCUAUCCAUACCUGCCACAAUAUGAAUGUGUGGGGAUCAGUGUGGAAGAGGGCCACAUAUCUUGUCUGCAACUAUUCUCCAAAAGGGAACUGGAUUGGGGAGGCCCCUUACAAAGUGGGCGUUCCCUGCUCCAUGUGUCCUCCCAGCUAUGGAGGCUCGUGCAACAACAACAUGUGUUUUCCUGCUGUGAACUCCAACUAUCUGCACUGGUUUAAAUAAACUGCGGUGGGAAUGCACACACAAACAGCCCUCCCUCCCCAUCCUCGUCCCCAUCCCAGAGACUUUUGCAUUUGACUUUUGGAUUUGCACAGCAUUUCUGGAGGUAUCCUCGUUUGUAUAUAUGGGCCUAUUUAAAAUAUGACCCUACGUUGUAAGGCAACAGGUAUUUGCAUUGAAAGAUAAAAAUGUAUAUGAAUGUUUUUUUUUGUUUUAUGUUUUGUUUAUUGUGUCCGGUAUAGCUUUUUUAUACAUUUAAGUUGCUUUCACCACGGAAAUAAGUAAUUUAUGUUAUGUUAUUUCAUCAUUGUUGAAAUGGUGCUGAUCUUCUAGGACGGUCCAAACACAUUUGCUGCUAACACUCCAACCGUACAGUGGUGCUAUAGAAAGGUGCUCUCCAGUGACUGUGCAUUUCACUCAACCAACUACCGUACCUGCAUGAUGGUCUUAAGAUGUUUUUCCUGAUCAGUGCCAAGUGUGUCAAGGGGUGGGGUGGGGUGGCGAAGGAAGACAAAAUGCAGCUUUGUUCUCUUUCAAAGCGCCCCAUGCAACCACGAGCAGAGAGUAAUCACUCACGUUUCCAGAUCCAAUUAGCUUAGGUUAACCUGCUAAUUAGGUUUGGUUGUGUGUUAAGUGUUCCAAGAGGUAUUUUUGGCUCACAGGAAAACACUCCUGAAGAGAGUGAAAUUGCUAUCGGACAAUACAACCCUGUCGAGGUGACAGUAGAUUCUGGAACGGUUCUGGCCCAGGUGUGACCCAGAUGUGGGCCAGGGGUGGUUCAGGGCUGGGCCAGGUCCGUGCUUGGGUCAGCUCCUCUCUUGGGAGAGUUUCUACCACAGACAUUUUUUGCAGUCAUGCUUCCUGACAAUGUGAAGCUGCAACUCAAGUGUUUCGUAGCUACAGUACACUACAUCAUAUGAUAUAAAGCAUCUUUGGGUAGCAUAUUUGUUUGUGAUUGGAUUUUGAUUGCUUAUUUAUGCACAUAUCUGACUUUGUUUUAUUUGUUAAUACAGACAUAGCAAUUCACCCUUAAUGUACCUAUUGUAACAUAUUGCAUAGUGAUACCAUAUGUAUUUCAUAGAAUGGUGUGGAAAGUGGUAAAGGUAUUGGGCCUACCGUAGUGGAAGGGGUGAAACACUCUUUUCUGUGUAGAAAUCAGUGUAGAAAUGUAUCUUUGAGUAAAGUGAAGGAGACUUCAGUGCACCUUAAGUGUUCUUAUAUGUCCAAAUAAUCUAAAUAUUUUCAUGCCUGCAUAAUGUACAUAGACGACUCACUUAUAUACAUAUAAUGACUAUCGUUUUGUAAUUUAAAGAUAUUUUAUUUUCUAGCAUAAACUGUAAAUAACUAUAGUGUGUAUGUACUGUAUAUUGUAAUGGCGGUAUUGCGAUUUAUAUGUGAUAACACAUGUAAAUCUUUCAAUGAAGUGUUUCACUUCAUUGUUUCUUUGUUAAAUUUACUGGCCACCACCUUUGCAGUAGACUCCACUGAGACUAUAUGUACGAGAAAAGCACACAUUUAGCUGUUGAGCUGGACCAGCAUAGCAGUCCUCGAGACUGUUGAGUGUCUAUCCAGAAAACAAGGAGUAUAAAGAAACCAUAAUCUUGGACGAGAGAGAGAGAGACGAAAAAGUAAGACUAGGGUCUUUUGUCUUGUGUAAAGAGCAAAAACAUUAUUUUAUUAGCACUGACUGUAUUUAAGUUCCUUCUUUUGUAUUUAUGACGUUCAAUGAAAUGUGCUUGCUGUUGUAUUUUAUACUUUAAUAAUAAAAGGAAAUCACUGAGCUUCAGCUUGGCCUGGUGUGUGAGGGCUCCACUGCUCCGCCAUGCGUUUCCCUUUACUCCUCUUCUUUUCUUUGUCUUCCCCCGUUGCUCCUCUUCUCUCCCAGCACCGGCCAGGUCUGAUAAUAAUUAUAGGAUCUGCUGUGAAACCCACUCUCAUCCCUUCCCUUUGAUGUCAUGUUUCCCCAUUCAAUUAAACAGUGCCAUUGCACGACCACAUCCCUGAUAUCCAAACACCGGCCACAAUUGAAUCUUAUUAAGCAGAAGUUGCCUUUGGCACCGUCCGCCCGUGUCUACAUAAACU